CAGGAGCAGCAAACCAAUCAAGAAGCCCCCACGUCCACCACCGACGACGAAGACGACAGCGUCAUGGGCAACAGCUUGCGGUGCUGCCUGGCCUGCAUGGUCCCCUGCGGCGCCCUGGACGUGGUCCGCGUCGUGCACCUCAGCGGGCGCGUCGACGAGUUCAGCUGCCCGGUGGCCGCGGCAACCGUGCUCGCCGCGAACCCCGCCCACACGCUCACCACGGCGUGGUCCCCCUCCGGCGCGCCAGGGUGCGGCUCCCGGAAGCUCGCCAUCGUGUCGCCCGACUCCGACCUCAAGCGCGGCCGCAUCUACUUCCUCAUCCCGUCCGCGACCCUGCCCGCCGACCGGAGGAGCAAGAAGCAGAGCAGCAAGCGGCCGAGCCAGAGCCAGAGCCAGAGCCAGAGCCGCCUCCGCCACCACGCCAAGAAGCAGAGCGCCGGUGGCACGGCGGAGCAGGACAACUACCUGAGGGAGCUGCUCUCCGAAAAGGCCGCGUCGGGCGGCGGUCACCGGAGGCGGCGCAGCGGCGCCCGCGUCGGCGUGUGGAGGCCGCGGCUCGAGAGCAUCGUCGAGGAGGCCUCCGACUAGAUCGACGGCGGCUCCAAGAGCUCUCGGUCUUAUAUUCUUUUGGUUUUCCUUCUGAUCUGCCGAUGCGAACACCACGACGAUCGGUCGAGGACCGAGUCUCCGGCAGGCUCUCGCCUCACGAUCCCCCCUCGACACUGUGUUGCGUUGUGUCCAGGGAUGAGCGGUCUUAGCUCGGGAGAUGAGGGGGAAAACUGUGACAAAAAUAACUGCUUAUAGCAGCACCAACCUGUACAGGAAGAUUUUGUUCAGUUCAUCCAAAAUUUCAAACACAUUUCUCGGUUGUCCACUUU
Messenger RNA from Zea mays, 878 nucleotides. RefSeq lists its product as uncharacterized. Lineage: Eukaryota; Viridiplantae; Streptophyta; Magnoliopsida; Poales; Poaceae. The transcript has a single exon. The record is from RefSeq and is marked validated. Bases 64 to 588 code for a protein of 174 amino acids.